CAUACUUAAGGGCAUCCCAACUUAGGCGUUGACGUGGAACCCGACUUCCCUCACGCUGACAUAAAACAAUAUACCAAUUCGCCUCAACCAGCCUCAUUUAGAAGCAUCCCGCGAGUUCAAACCCGUCAGUCACCAUGCCUUCCAUGCACGAUCGUAUCCGCGAGGACCUCCUCAUCAAAGAGCGCGCUCUGUGGACGGCCUUGACCUCAGCAGACCCCGGGCCGGCCAUCGAGAAACUCUCCCACCAAGAAGUCAACAUGAUCUUCCCUCAAACCCCUAUCUUAACUCUGGAGGGCGAGAACACGAUUCACGAUGCCGUCAAGCCACCCUUCCACCGCUUCGAUACCUACUCACUGGACGAAGUGCGGAUCAUCAUCAUCGAUCUUAUGGCGGGUACGGUUACGUACAGGGUCACAGCUACCCGAGGAAACAAGACGUACCGUGCGAAUGGCUCGACAACAUGGCAGCAGGCUUCGGAUGGAGAAUGGCGGAUUAUUUGUCACCAGGAGACAUUGGUGUAAUUUCUCAGCGUGAAGGGGUUUCGGGGCAGUUCUCCCUUUCUUUAUAUCUUUGACGAGGUCAUGCUUCAUGUUAUUAUAAUUGCUUGAUACCGACGAUGUGAGCGAUAUAUGUUACUUUCGUGGUGAUGGCUGGAUGAGCUACGAAUACAGAUUUCUAUAGCCGAUCAUUAUUAGCUACUGGCGUAAGUCUUUCAGAAGGUGAGAGAAAGACGGGACUACCUAGCUAGGAAAUUGUAUACAGGUAACUCCAACCAGGUUCAAUUUGCAGGAACCUAGCAGUAGAGGCG
This is a messenger RNA of Aspergillus novofumigatus IBT 16806, 808 nucleotides long. RefSeq names its product nuclear transport factor 2 family protein. The record is from RefSeq and is a predicted model, not a curated record. NCBI's taxonomy places the organism in Eukaryota, Fungi, Ascomycota, Eurotiomycetes, Eurotiales, Aspergillaceae. The transcript has 2 exons. Bases 135 to 521 code for a protein of 128 amino acids.